This is a messenger RNA of Rotaria socialis, 1326 nucleotides long. The record is from the annotation of a GenBank genome assembly. Lineage: Eukaryota; Metazoa; Rotifera; Eurotatoria; Philodinida; Philodinidae.
AUGUCAAAUAAAGAAAUAAAAAAUCCGAAACGUAAAUUAAAAUCUGAUGAUGACCAGGAUGAUGAGAAAUGGUCAAAAUUAUCACGUGAACAAAUCAUUCAACGGUGCCAACAACUUGAAAAACAUGUUGACCAAUUAAGAAAUACAAUUGUAAAAAAGAAAGAAAAAAAAUCGAAUGAGAAAAACACUAAAUCUAUGAGACCGUUCGAUUUUAGUAAACAUCCGAAACGACAUAUCUUUCUAAAAUUUUUCUAUCUUGGCUGGGAAUAUCAUGGUUUCGUAGUUCAAGAAACAACAUCGCAAACAGUGGAAGAUUUCUUAUUUGACGCUCUCAUAAAAACUCGAUUGAUUGAACAACGAGCAACAUCUAAUUAUCAUCGAUGUGGACGAACAGAUAGAGGUGUGAGUGCAUUUACACAAGUGAUUUCAUUGACUGUUCGAUCGAAAAUUACUGCAGAAUGCACCGAAGAACUUAAUUAUGUACAUAUGUUAAAUGGUGUUUUACCUAAUUCGAUUCGAUGCGUAGCAUGGGCAUCUGUACCCGACGGGAAAUCUGCUCGAUUCGAUUGUAUAUCAAGAUCCUACCGGUACUAUUUUCCAAAAGCGAACCUUGAUCUCGAUCAAAUACGUCAAGCAGCAGCUGACCUCGUUGGUACGCAUGACUUUCGAAACUUUUGCAAACUCGAUAUUACCAAUUCAGAACCGACAUUUAUUCGGCGUAUUGAUAAUGUAACUGUUGAACAGUUAAAUAGUGACCAUGAUUUGAAUAGUAAUAAUUCUGGUUAUGAAAUGUGCGAAUUAUUAGUGCACGGUUCUGGAUUUUUAUGGCAUCAAAUCCGAUGUGUUGUAGCGAUUUUAAUUUCUAUCGGCCAAGGAAAAGAAGAUGCUAGUUUAGUUAGAAUGUUACUUGACAUUGAAAAAUAUCCAUGCACACCGAAUUAUCAAAUAGCAUCUGAACUACCUUUGGUUUUAUUCGAUUGUCAAUUCGAUGGCGUUGAUUGGAUAUGUGAUCAAGCCAGUCUUCGUAUAACUAUUUGUCAUUUACAACGGCAUUGGGCUUCAUUUCAAAUUCGUGCCACUAUGAUUAAAGCCAUGUUAGAUAAUUUAGAAAAUCAAAUUUCUGACAAACAACAACUGCCGAUUUUAGGACAAUUGUGCAUUGUAGACACUGACAGUAAUUCAUUAUUAGGAUACAAUAAUACUCGAAGAAAUUAUCAACCAAUUCUAACACGUCCAGUACGAGAAAGUGUUGAAUCAAAAGUUGAAAAAUUUCAAAAUAAAAAAACUAAACUAGAAACAACCGAUGAAAUAAAUCAAUCGGAUUAA